Molecule: messenger RNA, 564 nt
Organism: Ostertagia ostertagi
Lineage: Eukaryota; Metazoa; Nematoda; Chromadorea; Rhabditida; Trichostrongylidae
Source: the annotation of a GenBank genome assembly
AUGGCAUGGGUGAAAAAGCAGGACAAUUAUUCCUAUUUUAUUGUUGAAGUUCAUCGAUUCAAGAAUUUUCGCAAUGGCUUUGAUGUUAAAUUUAUUAAUAAACAAUGUCAUGUUACAAAGGUCGAAAGCAAUAGCCGUGGAGGGCAUGCUUUCUUGAAAGGCGACCGACUGUUGGAUGUUGACUCUAUACCAAUAACAGCCUCAACCGACCUGAAGUUCGUUCGAAGGACGUUCAAUAAAGUAAUGGCUAAGGAGAAGAAAUGCACCUUUCUUGUCGAAAGGGUUAACUCCUUACGAAGCAGUCCAAAUCCAAGUUGUUUUGCGUUAACGAGGGAGGAUUUUGAAACUGAAAUGGGCGAUGAUGCAACGGAAAUCGGAUGUCGAGAAGCUAUGCGUCAUCUACUCCUUCACAAGAAAUACCGCCCAGUCUCCGUUCUACAAGGUCCUAGUUCGAAAACGAUCGAAACAGCAUGUGAGGACGAAGAAGGAAGACGUGACACCAAAGAGUGGAAUAAUAAAGUUUGUACGGAGCGUCAUUUCUCGUUGAAGAAUCACACCCAUUGA